Messenger RNA from Cydia amplana, 3510 nucleotides. It is a transcript of the gene TrpA1, whose product is annotated as transient receptor potential cation channel subfamily A member 1. Gene Ontology annotation, biological process: transmembrane transport; monoatomic ion transport. The transcript is spliced from 21 exons. Bases 40 to 3510 code for a protein of 1156 amino acids. NCBI's taxonomy places the organism in Eukaryota, Metazoa, Arthropoda, Insecta, Lepidoptera, Tortricidae. The record is from RefSeq and is a predicted model, not a curated record. Gene Ontology annotation, molecular function: protein binding; monoatomic ion channel activity. Gene Ontology annotation, cellular component: membrane.
GUCCCGCAGGCUGCGGAGAGCGGUAACGCCGAGGACUUCAUGCGCCUAUAUCUAAGCGAGCCUUCGCGUUUGGCCGUCCGGGACGUCAGGGGGCGCACCGUCGCGCACCAGGCCGCCGCCAGGAACACCACCAACAUCCUGCACAUCAUCACCAACUAUGGCGGAGAUUUAAACGCACAAGAUAACAAUGGCAACACGCCGCUGCACGUGGCCGUCGAAAACGAAGCGUUGGACGCUAUUGACUUCUUGCUGCAACAACACGUGGAUACCGGCAUCAGGAACGUGAAGUGCCAGGCGCCUAUACAUCUGGCUACUGAGCUGAAUAAGGUGUCGGUGCUCCAGACGUUCGCCAAGUACAAGAGCCAGUUCAACGUGGACCUGGGUGGCGAGCACGGCCGCACCGCGCUGCACUUCGCCGCUAUACAUGACCACGACCUGUGCGCCAGAGUCCUGAUUACCGACCUGGGCGCCAUCUGCAAGCGCCCGUGCAACAACGGCUACUACCCCAUCCACGAGGCCGCCAAGAACGCCUCCUCCCGCACCAUGGAGGUGUUCCUGCAGUGGGGGGAGUCUCUAGGCUGCACCCGGGAGCAGAUGAUCUCGCUAUACGACAACGAGGGCAACGUGCCGCUGCACUCGGCGGUGCACGGCGGCGACAUCAAGGCCGUGGAGCUGUGCCUGCGCUCCGGAGCGAAAAUAUCUACACAACAACAUGACUUGUCUACACCGGUGCAUCUGGCGUGUGCCCAAGGCGCUCUUGAAAUCGUCAAACUGAUGUUUACAAUGCAGCCAAAAGAGAAGCUGGCCUGCCUGACCUCGUGCGACGUGCAGCGCAUGACGCCGCUCCACUGCGCCGCCAUGUUCGACCACCCGGACAUCGUGGACUACCUGGUGAAGGAGGGCUCCGACAUCAACCCCCUGGACAAGGAGAGAAGAUCGCCCCUUCUUCUGGCCGCCUCCAGAGCUGGAUGGAGAACAGUUCAUACUCUGAUCCGGCUGGGUGCCGACAUCCGGCUGAAGGACAUCAACUCUCGCAACGUGUUGCACCUGGUCGUGAUGAACGGUGGCAGGCUGGAAGAAUUCGCUGCCAACUGCAAGGACCGCUGCGAGAAGAGCCUAGCCCAACUCCUGAACGAGAAGGACAUGGCCGGCUGCUCCCCCCUCCACUACGCGAGCCGCGAGGGCCACAUCCGGUCCCUAGAGAACCUCAUCAAAUUAGGAGCCUGUAUCAAUCUGAAGAACAACAAUAACGAAAGCCCUCUGCAUUUUGCUGCCAGAUACGGGCGUUACCACACAGCCUGCCAACUUCUAGACUCUGAUAAGGGCACGUUCAUCAUCAACGAGAGCGACGGCGAGGGCCUGACGCCGCUGCACAUAGCGUCGCGCGAGGGCCACACUAGGGUCGUGCAGUUGCUGCUGAACCGAGGGGCACUACUGCAUAGGGACCACAACGGCAGGAACCCGCUCCACUUAGCGGCCAUGAGCGGUUUCACGCAGACCAUCGAGCUGCUGCGAUCUGUGCACUCGCAUUUGCUGGACCAAGUGGAUAAAGAUGGGAACACGCCCCUCCACCUGGCCACGAUGGAGAACAAGCCCAACUCCAUUGCAUUGUUGUUAUCGAUGGGCUGCCGCCUCAGCUACAACAACAUGGACAUGAGCGCCAUCGACUACGCCAUUUAUUACAAGUUCCCUGAAGCCGCGUUGGCUAUGGUCACUCACGAACAGAGGGCUCACGAAGUAAUGGCGCUGAGGUCCGACCGGCACCCGUGCGUCACGCUCGCCCUCAUCGCAUACAUGCCCCGCGUUUUCGAGGCCGUGCAGGACAAGUGCAUCACGAAGGCUAAUUGUAAGAAGGACUCUAAGAGCUUCUACAUCAAAUACAACUUCGAAGCCCUUUGCCCUGUCCUAACGGACGACGAAACGAAGAAACAGGACGCCGUCCCCAAAUCACAGGCCGUACCGCUCCCCGCGUUGAACGUAAGUAGUAUAAACUUUAUUAAUAGUAUAUUCUUGUCACAGAUUAAGUAUUCUUUUGGCAACUACCAACACUCAAAGGAGGAGAUUGAGGCGCUGAGGGUCGCGCUGAACGACCCGAAGUAUAGACCCGAACCGUUGUCUGUGGUCAACGCGAUGGUAGCCCACGGACGAGUAGAACUCCUCGCGCACCCCCUCAGCCAGAAAUAUCUUCAAAUGAAAUGGCACUCGUACGGGAAAUACUUCCACCUAGCCAACUUGUUGUUCUACAGCAUCUUCCUGACGUUCGUGACGGUGUAUUCGUACUUACUGAUGAUUAAUACAGACUCGAGCUUUGAUGACGCCAAGUGUGAGACGAAGAAUACAAAUAAGACCGGUACAAAUGACACAGGGCAGAAUAGCACGGAGGUGUACUGUAGGAACAGAGGAGAUUUUCAUGCAAAUUUCGAGGUACUAGUAACCAUGUAUACAAGUACGGUGGCCAUCUUGAUUCACAACGCGCUCUGCCUGGUACUAGGCGCGUAUAAGAUGAAAGAGCAGAAGUGGCACUACAUGGUCGAUCCGUCAAAUCUGGUGUCGUGGGUGCUGUACGUAUGUUCAACGAUCAUGGUUCUACCGACGGUGCUUGGGUUUUACACUGAGAUACAGUUCUCUGCCGCGUCGAUCACCGUGUUCCUGUCCUGGUUCGAGCUGCUGCUCCUGCUGCAGAGGUUCGACACGGUCGGCAUCUACGUGGUCAUGUUCCUGGAGAUCCUGCAGACGCUGCUCAAAGUCCUGAUGGUCUUCUCCAUACUGAUCAUCGCCUUUGGACUCGCCUUCUUCAUACUGCUGUCUAAAGGUCACCACUUGUCUUUCAACAGCAUACCAAUGUCUCUGAUGCGGACGUUCGCAAUGAUGCUGGGCGAGAUAGACUUCGUCGGUACUUACGUGCAGCCCUACUAUGAAUCAGAGACGGAUAGGGUCCUACCGUUCCCUAUGCCGACGUUUGUGAUUCUGGGGACCUUUAUGGUGUUAAUGCCAAUUCUUCUGAUGAAUUUGCUGAUCGGUCUGGCGGUUGGAGACAUUGAGAGUGUUAGGAGGAACGCGCAGUUGAAGAGGUUGGCCAUGCAGGUGGUGUUACACACUGAGCUGGAGCGGAAGCUGCCCACCAUCCUCCUGGAGAAGGUGGACAAGAACGAGCUGAUCGAGUACCCCAACAACAAGAACUGCAAGCUGGGCUUCCUGGACCUCAUACUGAGGAAGUGGUUCUGCAAUCCCUUUACUGAUGACGCCAGUCUCGAUCUCGUGCUGGAGAGCAGUGAAGACUACAUCAGCGCAGAACUAGACAAGCAGAAGAGAAGAUUACGGGAGAUGUCUCAACUUCUAGAACAACAGCACAUGCUGAUACGGCUUGUGGUACAGAAAAUGGAAAUAAAAACGGAAGCCGAUGACGUAGACGAGGGCGUGUCCCCGGGUGACACCCGCGUGGUCCCACGGUGGAGCUCCCCGCGCAUCCGCAAGAAACUGCGGACAGCGCCCUCUUUUAACAAAAACUAA